Suillus subalutaceus is the source of this 1829-nucleotide messenger RNA. Its product is annotated as phosphoglycerate mutase-like protein. The coding region runs from base 315 to 1724 and encodes 469 amino acids. The transcript has 10 exons. Gene Ontology annotation, molecular function: acid phosphatase activity. NCBI's taxonomy places the organism in Eukaryota, Fungi, Basidiomycota, Agaricomycetes, Boletales, Suillaceae. The record is from RefSeq and is a predicted model, not a curated record.
CGGUACGUGUGCACACUAGUAUGAUUUGCUCCAUGAGCGCUUGAGCUCACGAUACUUCUUAAUAUACUUAGGCCUCGGAAAAAAAAGUGAUGUCAACAGCAAAUUGCCUUCAAAAAUAGUUAAUGUUACGCAAACGCGACUCCAAGUCCCGGCUAAGUUUGAAGGAAAAACUCGUCCACGAGCUCAAGCUCAAACGCCCUGUGACGCGAGCGCCGUCAGAGAAAUGGAUCCAGUCACUGGCAGGCAUGAAGAAUGGCCGCGAGCCGAGCCGAACUGGAAUUCGGGAUCUUCUCGCAUCCGGGUAACACAAUGGAAUGGGGGUUAUAAGCCCAACUGGGCAUAUAAAGGACUGCACUGAACUGGUUCCUAGACCCAUCAGUCUAGUACCCCCAACGAUGUUCAUCCAGGGUAUUCUAAACUGGUUGACCCUAGCGUCUCUGACGUUCAUUUCACAUAAACAUGAAGACGAAGACCCUCUCAAGAGACUCGGAAACUUGACUCCGUACCGUGUAGCUCCUGCUUCUCAUAAAGUCAAGGCAGAGUUACCUAAUGAUUGCAGUGUCGAUCGAGUGAUGCUUAUGCACAGACAUGGCUCACGUGGACCUGCUGGCGCCGAAGAGAUGGACUUGAUUAACUCCCUCGUCCAAACGCUGAGAAAUGGUCGUGAUGCUCUCCAGGAUGCUUAUCUCCCUGAGAACCUUCGUUUCCUCCAGACUGGGAAGGGAUAUGAAUCACAUCUGGACCCAGAAAACCUGACCAUCAUCGGGCGUCAGCAGCUCUUCAACCAUGGUGUGGAAUUCGUGUUGAAAUAUCCGAACUUCACUACGGAAACAUUACUAUCCAGCACUACGCAAAGAGUGAUUGAUUCUAUGUACUUUUUUGCUCAGGGACGUUUUGGUCGCGAAGUCGAGGACAAGGAUUUCCUUACAGUCGAUGAUGUACCCGGUCCAGUGUCUUGGAUCACUCCUUGGACUUCGUGCCCUGGCAUCGACUGGCACUAUGCAUCAAAGGUGGGAAAUGAGUGGAGCAACGCGUACCUCCCUAGCAUCACAAAGCGCUUGAAUGACCUCCUUCCUUAUGGCGUUUCCUUGACUGAUGACGACACGCACGGAGCUUUGUAUGCAUGUGCAUAUGACAUAGCCGCAGGGGAAGUCUCACCAUGGUGCGAUGUUUUCUAUGCGGAUGAACUUGCAGAUUUUGAGUAUGAAAUGGAUCUCAUUAUGGUCGCAAGUGUCGGAUACCUGGUGCCCAAUGAUGCUGGACGUGUCAUGGGAAGCGUCUUUGUUAAUGAACUAAUCAAUAGAUUCUCCAACACUAGUGGGGAAGCCCAGUCCCUCUAUCUCGAAUUCGGACAUGAUGCUACUAUCAUGGCUGCAAUGGCUGCAAUGGAUCUCAAUAGAGACGAACCCCCACUGUCUUCAGAAGAACUACGUCAACACCGAAGGUUCCGAACAUCAUAUCAAACUCCCUUCGCCGCCCAAAUGAUCUGGGAAAGUUUUACUUGUAAAGAGUCAUUCGAUGGACCACAAAUUCGACUGGUACUUAACGAAGAGACAUAUCCCUUGCGGACUUGCGCAGAAACCAAGCAAGAUCGUCGAUUUGGGACUUGCUCACUGGAUGCAUUUAUAAGAGCCAACCAAUUCAGCACCGACAUCGAGUUCGGUGAUGAUACGUGGCAAGCGGCCUGUGGUGCCCACUCAGAAGUUUUGAAUGUUCAAGGAUAGUUACUCAAGGUAUAAACGUACCGGUCCUUGAAUCACCAAUAGCCUUUGGAACAAUUGCUCCGGUGAUUUUCUGCUUUGUGUAACAAUGACAUCAUUUUUCACCUU